Molecule: messenger RNA, 1833 nt
Organism: Pichia membranifaciens NRRL Y-2026
Lineage: Eukaryota; Fungi; Ascomycota; Pichiomycetes; Pichiales; Pichiaceae
Exons: 1
Coding region: 1-1833 (610 amino acids)
Biological process (GO): xylulose metabolic process
Cellular component (GO): cytosol
Molecular function (GO): D-xylulokinase activity
Source: RefSeq, a predicted model, not a curated record
AUGUCUCUCUACUUGGGGUUCGACCUGUCCACUCAGCAAUUGAAAAUCGUCGCGUGCAACGAGGACCUCUCCACCCACUCGAAGUACGCCAUCAACUUCGAUGAGUUCAGCGACAAGUACGGCACCCGGAAGGGUGUGAUUGCCAAUGAAGACACAGGAGAGGUGGUUUCCCCGGUGUCGCUUUUCCUCGAAGCCAUCCAGACGCUUCUGGACCGCAUGAAGAAGGAGAACUUCCCCUUCGGACGCGUGAAGGGUAUUUCAGGAUCGUGCCAGCAGCAUGGAACGGUGUACUACACGUCCGGGAUCUCCGACUCGCUAGCGUCGCUCGAUGGCGACUCCGAUAAGUGGUACGCCGAUCUGGCAGAUUCGUUUUCGUUCCCGAACGCAUCGAACUGGCAGGACCGCUCCACGGAAAAGGAGCUUGAAGAUUUCGAGAAGGCUCUCGGCAGUGCCGAAGAGCUAUGCCGAGCCACGGGUAGCAAGGCUCAUUUCAGGUUCUCCGGCCCCCAAAUCCGCCGUCGAGCUAGGGGCGACAGCAAGGAAUGGAGAAACACGUCUCAUUUGGGGCUUGUGGCAAGCUUCCUCGACACGUUUUUAACGGGACAAUUGCGUGGCGUUGAGAUCGGAGAAGCAUGCGGCACUAACCUGCUUGAUAUUAAGAGUGGCGACUGGAAUGACGAGUUGCUAUCGUUGAUUCUGAUGAAAAAUUCAAGGGUGGACCACGUUUCAAAGGAGGAAGAGGCAGAAGCUGCGAAGCAGGCACGUGAGAUGCUCGGACCCGUCGUGCAGCCUGACGACUGCAAACAUAUUGCCAAGUAUCUUGUUGGGAGAUACGGGUUUGACGAGCAAUGUGUGAUCUGGCCAAUCACCGGAGACAACCUGGCGACGAUCAUGUCUUUGCCGCUCAACAAGGACGACUUGUUGGUGUCGAUGGGCACGAGCACCACUGUUUUGCUUUUGACCGAAAAAUACAUCCCUAGUGUCAACUACCACAUGUUCCGCCACCCUGUGUGUCGCGGAAUCUAUAUGGGUAUGCUCUGCUACUGCAAUGGUGCGUUGGCGAGAGAGCAGCUGAGAGACGAGGUCAACGAGAAGUACAGCACGAACGGGUGGGACAAGUUCGAUGAGAUCUUGGAAAGUGAGUUUGCGAAGGACGAAGAGGUCAAGCAGCCUGAGAAGGCCGCUGAUGAGAGAGUUGGCAUCUACUUCCCGCUUGGCGAGAUCAUUCCUAAUGCCAAGCCAUGCAAGAGGCGGUUCACAUACAGCGAGAAGACAGGCUUGGUUGAGUUGUCCAAGGAGGACGUGGCCGUAGAGCAGGAGGCAGCACUGAUCAUCGAGUCGCAAGCAUUGUCGUGUCGUCUGAGGGUGUGUCCGAUGCUCGGAGGCGGCAGAGACACGAAAAGUUUUGAGGUGGAGAAGGCGCUAGAGGCUUUGGAGAAGAUUGUUGGCCAGGAGGUGACGGUGGACCACGUUUCGUACAGUACAGACGAGUUCAUGAAGCGUCCGAAAAGCGUCUACUACGUGGGCGGGAGUUCAAAGAAUGAGUCCAUUGUGCGUGUGUUCAACGACAUCUUUGGCGCCCGCAAGGGCGGCUACCGGGUGGAGAUUGGCGAUGCGUGUGCGCUUGGCGGGUGUUUCCGGGCGAUCUGGGGCUGCCGGCCGCACGAGGAGCAUGGCCUUGGCUUUGAAGACUGGAUCAAGGAGCGCUUUGACUUCGCUGGCAACGUGGACAGGGUUGAGAGCGCCCGUUCUGGAGCUGUCGAGCAGACGUGGGCCCGGUUCUCAGAUAAGGUCGGUAUUCUGAGUCUUGUUGAGAAGCAGCUCGAGACCUGA